Copidosoma floridanum is the source of this 393-nucleotide messenger RNA. It is a transcript of the gene eRF3, whose product is annotated as eukaryotic translation release factor 3. NCBI's taxonomy places the organism in Eukaryota, Metazoa, Arthropoda, Insecta, Hymenoptera, Encyrtidae. Gene Ontology annotation, biological process: translational termination; nuclear-transcribed mRNA catabolic process, deadenylation-dependent decay. Gene Ontology annotation, molecular function: GTPase activity; GTP binding; translation release factor activity. The record is from RefSeq and is a predicted model, not a curated record.
AUGGCGAACAGCGUAGCACCAGACUCGUGGGAACAGCAGGCAGACUUGGACGCCGGUAUCGACGCCAAAUCCGUCGAGAGCAAGUUCUCCACGUUGAACGUCAACGCGGCCGAGUUCGUGCCUUCGUUCUGUUUGAACCCUUCUCCGACGCCGCCGCCGCCGCCGCCGACUCAGCAGCAACCGGUGCCAGCUGCAUCUACAACACCACCACCAUCACCGUCACCACCUACACAGCCACCACCAGCAGCAGAUGAUGUUGUUCAGGUACGACCGUUGAACGAUCAGCCGCCGCAGACUAACGCGUCGACGACGCCGGAGAACCGCAGCAGCCCGGACUCGCCCUCGUCGCCGGCCAAAUCAACAAGCAUGCCGCUAGAGACUCAUCACGGUUAG